AUGGUCGGGAGGUACUUGCUGGUGAUGGCAGGAGUGAUGCUUUACUUCCUCCCUGCUCUUUCUCAAACAUUGGUCAAGAGGCUGGAAAAGACGGAAAUCUCCACGCUUUUGAGUCAGCUGCAAAAGAAUUCCACAAUUUCAUGCAUAGCUGACAGAGAAGACUUCCAAUUUCCUUUGAAAAGGGAAGAUCUCAUGCAGAUGCGGAGGGAGCAGUUCACCUGCUUUCAACAACUGAUGCUCGAGCAGAUCUUCGCGCUCUUCAGCACCGAGUACAGCCUGGCUGCCUGGAACCAAAAUCUUCUGAAGCAACUACUCUCUAAUCUUUAUCGCAGCCGGAAAAACCUGGAACCGGUAGAACAGAGCAGCCUGGCAUGUCACUCUUUUGGAAUUGCUCUGAGGAAGUACUUUCGAAGAAUCCACCUCUAUCUGAAACGAAAGAAAUACAGUGACUGUGCCUGGGAGGUUGUCAGAGUGGAAAUCAUGAGAUCCUUCUGGCUGUCAACCACCACAUAA
Messenger RNA from Suncus etruscus (white-toothed pygmy shrew), 513 nucleotides. Its product is annotated as interferon alpha-7-like. Gene Ontology annotation, cellular component: extracellular region. The coding region runs from base 1 to 513 and encodes 170 amino acids. Gene Ontology annotation, biological process: cytokine-mediated signaling pathway; defense response; T cell activation involved in immune response. Lineage: Eukaryota; Metazoa; Chordata; Mammalia; Eulipotyphla; Soricidae. The record is from RefSeq and is a predicted model, not a curated record. The transcript has a single exon. Gene Ontology annotation, molecular function: type I interferon receptor binding; cytokine activity.